CCAUUUCAGUUGAAUGUUCUGAAAUGGAAAUGGCUGCGUUCACCCACCUUCCGGCUUCUUCACACAAGCCGCUAUCCCCUCUUUACUCCUCCCCUUCACGGUUACUCGCUUCCAAAAUCCCUAUCCGUCGCAGAAUUCGCUGCUCCAUCGCGGAGGGGCCAGCCGCCGUUUCCCCCUCUUCAGGAACCAACAACGGAUCACUUCUCGACUGCGUGAUCGUCGGCGGCGGAAUCACCGGCCUCUGCAUCGCGCAGGCCCUCUCCACCAAGCACCGCAGCUCCAAUUUCUUGGUCACUGAAGCCAGAGAGCGCGUCGGAGGGAACAUCACCACCGUCGAGAGGGAUGGCUAUCUCUGGGAGGAAGGCCCCAACAGCUUCCAGCCGUCCGAUCCAAUGCUCACCAUGGCGGUUGACAGUGGUUUGAAGGAUGAACUGGUAUUGGGGGACCCUGAUGCGCCUCGCUUCGUGCUGUGGAAUGGGAAGCUGAGGCCGGUGCCUGCCAAACCCACCGAUUUGCCAUUCUUCGACUUGAUGAGCUUCCCUGGGAAGCUCAGAGCUGGUUUUGGUGCAAUUGGCCUUCGUCCGCCCCCGCCAGGGCAUGAAGAAUCGGUUGAAGAGUUUGUUAGGCGAAACCUUGGUGAUGAAGUCUUUGAGCGCUUAAUAGAGCCUUUUUGCUCCGGUGUUUAUGCUGGGGAUCCUUCAAAGCUAAGUAUGAAAGCUGCAUUUGGGAAAGUCUGGAAAUUGGAGCAAACUGGUGGCAGCAUAAUUGGAGGCACCUUUAAAGCAAUCAAAGAGAAAUCUAGCAGCCCUAAGGCACCUAGAGAUCCACGCUUACCAAAACCAAAAGGCCAAACUGUUGGAUCGUUCAGAAAGGGCCUAGCAACGUUGCCUAACGCAAUUUCAUCGAGCUUAGGAAGCAAGGUCAAGGUGUCAUGGAAACUUACAACCAUCUCUAAGUUGGACAAUGGGUGUUACUUGUUGACAUACGAAACUCCCAGUGGAACAGUGUCUCUGCAGAGCAGAAGUGUUGUAAUGACUAUUCCUUCCUAUGUGGCGAGCACCAUAUUGCGCCCGCUUUCGGCUACUGCAGCUGAUUCAUUAUCAAAAUUUUAUUACCCACCUGUUGCUGCAGUCACCAUUUCGUAUCCAGAAGGAGUAAUUCGUGAUGAAUGUCUAAUUGAUGGUAAACUAAAGGGGUUUGGGCAGUUGCAUCCACGUUCCCAAGGGGUUGAAACAUUAGGAACUUUAUACAGCUCAUCACUGUUUCCUAAUCGUGCCCCACCUGGCAGAAUUCUUCUUUUGAAUUACAUCGGAGGAGCUCUAAAUCCUGGAAUUACAUCGAAGAGUGAAAGCGAAAUUGUGGAAUCGGUGGAUCGUGACCUGAGAAAGAUGCUUAUAAAGAAGAAUGCAGCAGAUCCACUAGUCCUGGGGGUACGUGUGUGGCCACAAGCCAUCCCACAAUUUCUUGUAGGUCAUUUAGAUCUGUUGGAUAGUGCCCGAACAGCACUGAGCAAUGGAGGAUUUGAAGGCCUUUUUCUGGGGGGGAACUUUGUGUCCGGUGUUGCGUUGGGCAGAUGCGUGGAGGGUGCUUAUGAAGUUGCAGCAGAUGUGUCAAAAUUUUUGUCUGAAAAUGUGUAUAGGUGAAGUAGUAGAAAUGGUUCCUAGUCCAAGGCUGUAGUGGAAAGUGGAAAGUUUUCUUUUUCCAUUUUUGAAGAGGAAACCAUUUGAAUUGAACUAGUUGUUUCUGUAAAAGUAGAUUGCAUAAAUUGGCUGAGAACAUUUAAAGUUGAAUAAUAUCUCCAGAAAGUAAAAUAAUA
This is a messenger RNA of Salvia hispanica, 1816 nucleotides long. RefSeq names its product Flavin containing amine oxidoreductase family (gene PPOX). Gene Ontology annotation, cellular component: chloroplast thylakoid. Gene Ontology annotation, molecular function: protoporphyrinogen oxidase activity, oxygen as acceptor. The record is from RefSeq and is a predicted model, not a curated record. NCBI's taxonomy places the organism in Eukaryota, Viridiplantae, Streptophyta, Magnoliopsida, Lamiales, Lamiaceae. Gene Ontology annotation, biological process: porphyrin-containing compound biosynthetic process.